This is a messenger RNA of Vollenhovia emeryi, 950 nucleotides long. It is a transcript of the gene vnc, whose product is annotated as N-alpha-acetyltransferase 10. Gene Ontology annotation, molecular function: protein-N-terminal-glutamate acetyltransferase activity; protein N-terminal-serine acetyltransferase activity. The transcript has a single exon. The coding region runs from base 23 to 577 and encodes 184 amino acids. The record is from RefSeq and is a predicted model, not a curated record. Gene Ontology annotation, biological process: N-terminal peptidyl-glutamic acid acetylation. Gene Ontology annotation, cellular component: NatA complex. NCBI's taxonomy places the organism in Eukaryota, Metazoa, Arthropoda, Insecta, Hymenoptera, Formicidae.
GAACAUACCCGACUGAGACAAGAUGUCUGUAAAUAUACGUUGCGCGACUACGGAAGACCUGCUGAAUAUACAGCAUUGCAAUUUGCAGUGCCUACCCGAGAAUUACCAGAUGAAAUAUUAUCUGUACCAUGCUCUCUCGUGGCCGCAGCUGAGUUACGUAGCGGAGGACGAGAAGGGGAGAAUAGUGGGAUACGUGCUUGCCAAGAUGGAGGAGGACUGCGAGGACAAUCCCCACGGGCAUAUUACCAGUCUGGCCGUGAAGCGUUCUCACAGGAGACUGGGCAUCGCGCAAAAAUUGAUGAACCAGGCCUCGCGAGCGAUGGUCGAGUGCUUCGGAGCAAAAUACGUUUCGUUGCACGUGCGUAGAAGUAACCGCGCGGCCCUGAACUUGUAUACGAGCAGCUUGCAGUUCGAGGUAUCGGAGGUAGAGCCAAAAUAUUAUGCAGACGGCGAGGACGCUUAUGCCAUGAAGCGAGAUCUAACGAGCUUCCAUCACGAGAAGGCCCUUAGAGACCGAGCGCACAAGGAGGGCAAUGUUCACACGCAUCUAGGUAGAUGCUGUGGCGAUCACUCUUAGUCCAUUCAUCACGGCUACUGGCGGAACAGGAUUGAUUCUCGAGUCACUCACUCGACGAAUCUGAGAAUAAAACCCGCUGUGUCUUUUGACAAGAAAUAACGAGACAAUGUCUGGGGACUAAUUAAGAAGCUAAUUGUGUGAAAACUUUGUUACUUCUUGCACGGGGCAAGAGCAUCUACUUAUCAAAGUUUGACCUGGUACACUAGUAAAAGUAUUUUAUAUGCGACUGGAGGAUACUUGUUAAAGUUUGCACGAUGGAAUAAGAUUGGACUUUGGGACUGUUGUAUUUUUCAGUUUACGCAAAUGCGCAAUGUAAUUGAAACUAAUAAGUUGACUUAUAAAUGCGUAAGAAAUAAAGAAUUCUGGAAAGGGC